Sclerotinia borealis F-4128 is the source of this 1686-nucleotide messenger RNA. Lineage: Eukaryota; Fungi; Ascomycota; Leotiomycetes; Helotiales; Sclerotiniaceae. The record is from the annotation of a GenBank genome assembly.
AUGGUUGCUUGCCCUAUCUGUGAAAAACAGGUGAAGGCCAAAGACAUUAACAGUCACAUUGAUUCAGGAUGUGAAGACUUUAUCGAUAUUGUUUCUCCCCCACUCACUCAACAAAAUUGUAUCAUUUCACAGAAACCAGCUUCCACACAAAAGCCUUCCGUCUCAAACUUCUUCUCAACUCCCGCGGCUAAGAAGGCAGCAUCGUAUCCCACGUCCAAGAUAGAUCCCAGUCCCACACCUAGUUUCCCGCAAAAAGUACAGGUUAAUGGAAACGCAGCUGGAAACCAGACAGCUCGGCGGCAAGUCGAUGGAAGUGUGAGUGAAUCCCUCACGGUUCAACGGAAGAGAUCAUUCGACGAUGUUGAAGCAGGAACAGAGGUGAAAAAGGAAAAUGAAACUGUAGAUCCGCCAGCAAAGAAGACCAAGACCAAUGCCUUUCAGAAAGCCGCUCCAUUGGCAGAACGAAUGCGCCCAAGAAGUUUGGAUGAAGUAUAUGGGCAGGAGCUAGUUGGACCUCAAGGAGUUCUGCGAAGUCUUAUCGAACAAAAUCGUGUGCCGUCAAUGAUACUGUGGGGAGGAGCUGGCACAGGGAAGACUACAAUUGCACGGUGUGUGGCUGCGAUGGUGGGGAGUCGGUUUGUCGAAAUCAAUAGCACGUCCUCUGGGGUAGGAGAAGUUAAGAAGUUAUUUGCCGAGGCGAGAGGAGAAUUGGGCCUUACUGGGAGGAAGACGAUAAUAUUCUGCGAUGAGAUACAUCGAUUUUCGAAGAGCCAACAGGAUGUGUUUCUUGGACCUGUUGAAAGUGGGCAAAUUACAUUGAUAGGAGCUACGACUGAGAAUCCAUCUUUUAAAGUCCAGAAUGCUUUACUAUCUAGAUGUCGGACAUUCACGCUGUCGAAAUUGACAAAUGCUGAUGUACUGGAGAUAUUAGAGAGAGCUUUGAAGACCGAAGGGCCCAAUUACACUCCUACAGAUCUUGUGGAUACAGAGCUCCUGAAGUAUCUGGCUGCAUUCUCUGACGGUGAUGCUCGGACAGCUCUCAAUCUCCUUGAGCUAGCCUUGGGUCUAUCUACAAGACCCAAUGUCACCAAGGAAGACAUCAAAACCUCUCUUACUAAAACGCUAGUAUAUGACAGAGCCGGAGACCAACACUACGAUACCAUAUCCGCCUUCCACAAGUCAGUAAGAGGCAGUGAUCCAGACGCUGCUCUAUAUUACCUUGCACGAAUGCUCCAAUCCGGAGAAGAUCCUCUGUACAUAGCUCGACGAAUGGUAGUAAUAGCAUCUGAAGAUGUAGGACUAGCCGAUAACACAAUGCUAACCCUCGCAACCAGCACCUACACCGCAUGUGAGAAAAUCGGCAUGCCAGAAUGUCGAAUUGCAAUGGCUCAUGCCACUGCAGCUCUCUGUCUAGCACCCAAGAGUACUAGGGCAUAUAGGGGAUUGAAUAAUGCAUUUUCCGCGCUCAAGGAACCGGGGGUGGCUAGCCUAGGUAUUCCGAUUCAUUUGAGAAAUGCGCCGACGAAGUUGAUGAAGGAGUUGGGGUAUGGGGACGAGUAUAAGUACAAUCCUAAUUAUAAAGAGGGAAGAGUGGUUCAGGAAUAUUUACCAGACGAAUUGAGAGGUAGGAAGUUUUUGGAGAGGAGGGAUUUGGGAACGGAAAUUGAUCCGGGGGCUUGGCCUUGA